AUGCGGAGCUUGCGCGGCGCCUGGUGUGUGCUGCUCGCGCUUCAGACCGCGCGCAGUGACGCAUUUUGCCCCCCGCCGGGAGUCGUGCCUGGAGUGCAGCCUCUCGGCCAUGGCCGCCGUGCGCCGGAUUUUCUCGUCGUUGGCACCGUGAAAGGAGGCACGUCCGCCCUGGGCUGCGCCGCCGAAGCUCAUCCCUCAAUCGGAAUGCUGCGUAUCGAGGCACCCAUCUACGAGUCGCACUUCUUCAAUGGUAACGCCUCGUUCUACUCCAACUGGGACCGCGGUCAGGCGUGGUACGAGCGGUCAUUGGACGGACUCAAGGCGCACGACAUGACUGCGGCGUCGCUCGUCGGCGAGAAGAGCCCGGAUUACCUCUGCGACCCGGAGGCUCCGAUGCGAAUCUUUAGCCUCUACCCCCGUGUGACGAUCAUCGCGUUGCUGCGCGAGCCGGUGGCGCGCGCAUACUCGCACUGGAACAUGAUCAAGCAGCAGCACGUGAGUGGCCGGUACAUCCUCCACCUGCAACGGUACGAGAAGCUCUUCCCGCGCUCUGCACUCAACGUCUUCAUUUACGAGGACGGGCCGCCUGCUGCCCUCGGCCAAUCGCCACCCGCGCCUCACGCACAGGCCGUGACGCGCUGCCGGCUGCAGCGGGACUACGCCCCUUACAACGAGCGGCUCUACACGUGGCUUGGCCUGCAGCCUAGAUGUGCACAUAGCGGCCGACGAGUAUCUGACACGAUUGCCACCUCGCCCACUUGA
This is a messenger RNA of Emiliania huxleyi CCMP1516, 762 nucleotides long. RefSeq lists its product as hypothetical. Lineage: Eukaryota; Haptophyta; Isochrysidales; Noelaerhabdaceae. Gene Ontology annotation, molecular function: sulfotransferase activity. The coding region runs from base 1 to 762 and encodes 253 amino acids. The record is from RefSeq and is a predicted model, not a curated record. The transcript is spliced from 4 exons.